This is a messenger RNA of Bicyclus anynana (squinting bush brown), 2589 nucleotides long. Its product is annotated as heat shock factor-binding protein 1. The coding region runs from base 258 to 509 and encodes 83 amino acids. Gene Ontology annotation, biological process: cellular heat acclimation. The record is from RefSeq and is a predicted model, not a curated record. Lineage: Eukaryota; Metazoa; Arthropoda; Insecta; Lepidoptera; Nymphalidae. Gene Ontology annotation, cellular component: nucleus; cytosol. Gene Ontology annotation, molecular function: transcription corepressor activity. The transcript is spliced from 3 exons.
UGUCAACUUUAGGCCUAGAAUGGCUAGAAAUCCUUAAGUUGUCUUUGUCAUGCUGUCUAGUGACAUUGACAAUGACAAUUGACUUUGAAAUUGACUUCAGAAACAGGGAAAACGCAAAGGCGCAAAGAGUGUUUUUCUCAUUUCUCUUCUCAAUUCUCAUAAAAUUUCGAAGCAGACUAACAUUAUUUGGAGAGUUCUCGUACUUGAAUCAAGUCGUCUAGUAGUAAAUUGUUAGUGCGUUCAAUUUAUAAAAUACAAUGGCAGAUCAGAACGCAGAACCCGUAACUACAGAAGUUGAGAACAACUACUCCACUCCAGCCAAUGAUCCCAAAAAUAUGCAAGAAGUAACGCAAUAUGUUCAAUCACUACUGCAGAAUAUGCAGGAUAAGUUCCAGAGUAUGUCAGAUCAAAUAAUAAACAGAAUAGAUGAGAUGGGCUCUAGAGUUGACGAGCUUGAAAAAAAUGUAACAGACCUAAUGACACAAGCAGGUGUUGAAAACGAAAAGUAGGGAAAAGCUAUACUAAGGCAUCUUAUUUAACUAAACAUAGUUUUAUGUGUCAAUGUCUGUGUUAUGUAUAAUAUGGGUACAUUAAUAUUAAAAAUGUUUAAAUGCUUAGUCAACAAUGAAGUAAUUUUAUUUAUUGAAUUUCUUUUGUGAAGUCUAACUAAACAAGUUUUUUUAUUAAAGACAUAGCAUAAUUUUUUUUGAAGCUGUGUUAUCUAACAUGUACUUUUUUAUUAUUAGUAGUAGAUAUAACAUUAAAAUUUCACUAUUUAUAUUUUGGCUCGAAAAUUUUAUUAUUGAAGCAUGCACUAAGCAAUAGCCUAUAUGCUGCUGUUUUUACACUGACAAUAUCUAGUAUUUAAUUAAAUUAAUGUAGGUACCCAUAUUGUAUGUAGCAUUGUAGAAAUAUGGGUAUUCAAAAGUCAUGGUAUAAUAAUGAUUACAUUUCAUUCAUAAAAUUGACAAGUCUGUCAUUCUGUUGGUACAGCAAUAAAUGAAAUUAUUUUGCUUGCUAGUAAUAGCAUAUUUGUGCAGCUUAAUUGCAUAGUCUAAAAGGAUAUUGCUGUUGAAGAAAUAGCUACAUGAUGCCUAACAAUGUGUUAGAUAGAUGUAUGCCAGAGAACUCUGACAUGUCCCUAUUGUGUUGCUGGUCUUCCGCAUAACAUCAGUUUUUAAAAAGAAAAUAAUUUUACAGUCUUGUCCUUAAGUGUUUAUACAGGUGUAUGUCUGUAUUUAUUUCAACUGCAAGUAUAUUACGGAUUAUUUAAUAAUGUGAACCAUUUAACAGAAUUUUGAAUACUCAGAUUACUACUGUCAAAUUUCUAGGCAAUAAAAUAUCUAUAAAAGAUAUUUUGUAAUAUCAUGCAUUUCAUAAUUAAGUCACUGUUAUAAUUAGUAGUUUGGUGGAUGAAAAUCAUGUAUAUUUUCUUUUUUGUAAAGAUAAAAUCAAAUGUUUUUACUUGUACAUUGGUAGUGUUGUCAUAUUGGUUGAAAAAAUUGCUUGAAUAAAUGAUGAGUAUCUUAUAGCUCCACAAAAAUUCAUUAUUCUUUAAGGUUUCUGCAUUCUAGGAUAGUAGUAUGUGGUAUGGGCAUACUCAUAUAUCUGUUGAAAGUGUUAAAAUUCUUCUUAAUUUAUGUCUUUGUGUAAUACAUUCAAACAUAAAAGUUAAAUGACUGACAGAUAGGAUAAAAAGUUAAGAGUAAUCAGUUUUUGAUUAAUAAUUUUAUUUAACUCUAAAUUAUAGUAUGCGCCAAACUUAGAGUCUGCUCUGAAUAUGAGGCAUAUAGCACAGAAUACAUACAGUCAUUGUACUAAACAGAUUCCAGAGGGUAUAUAAUAAUAUCGGCAUGUUAGAAUGUCAAAGCAGACUAGAAGUUGGUGCAUACUAUACCUGCUUUACUGUAUUAUAAAUUAUAAAAUGUUUACUUGAAUAAUAACAGCUAUAUUCAUCAUCAUCAUGUCACCAGAUGGACGUCCACUGCAGGACAUAGGCCUUUUGUAGGUACGAUCCAAACAUCACGAUACUGAGCCGCUAACAUCUAUAAUCUAUAUUAUAUUAAAUAUUUGGUUUAUAUACCUGAUAUAGCUCAAGGGUGGACUGAAAUCAAAAAGGCUUUCAACAAAUAACUGUCCUACUCAUGACUUAUUUGUAGAAAGAUAAAAAAAAACAAUUAAUUACAUAACAAAUAUUGUUAUACUAUAUUUUCAUUCUAAAUUGAAAGACUUUUAAACAGUAUAUUACUUAGAGAAGCCUGAAUGUUUCUUGUUUUUAAGUUUCAUAUACUCUGAAAUACAUACUUACACCUAAUUUAUGUUUAUAAGUUAGGUCAAAAUAUUUUUAUGACAAACCUUGAUUUUUUUUGCACCUUUAGAUAUGAGAGUUUUCUAGUAUGUUUGUCACAUUGAAGAGUGUUGGAUAUGUAACAGUUGCCUUAAUAUGUCUCAUUAACUAUUGAUAAGUAAGUGUAAUUUAAUAAAUUGUAUUUUAGGUACCUACUUUGUAUCAUUACAGCAAAAUCGUUUUUAUGUAACAUGGAUCAUUUCAUUAAUUUUGUUAACAAUGUAAUAUACAUAUCUAAAGUA